GGGCCAUGGCGCCGGCUGGCCUGAAGGCGGUCGUGGGCGAGAAAAUCCUGAAUGAUGUCAUCCGUAGCAUGAAGAAAGAUGGCGAAUGGAAGGUACUCAUUAUGGAUCAUCCCAGCACACGCAUUGUCUCAUCCUGUUUUAAGAUGUCAGACCUCCUGGCCGAAGGAAUCACAAUUAUCGAAGAUAUUAACAAACGCCGAGAGCCCCUCCCCAGCCUCGAAGCCAUCUAUUUGCUCAGCCCCAUCGAGCCGUCAAUUCGCGCUCUGAUAAAUGACUUCAAAGGCAGUCCCACCUUCUCGUACAAGGCCGCUCAUGUCUUCUUCACUGACACCUGCCCAGAGAACCUCUUUAAUGAACUGGGCAAGUCUCGAAUCAUCAAAGCCAUUAAAACUCUUAAGGAAAUCAAUGUUGCUUUCCUUCCCUAUGAGUCACAGGUGUACUCCCUGGACAAUCCCCAGAGUUUCCACAAUCUCUUCAGCCCAUACUGCAGAGAAGAUAAGAACAAUCAACUCGAGAGGAUGGCAGAACAAAUUGCCACGUUAUGUGACACUUUGAAGGAGUACCCCUCGAUUCGCUACAGAAAUGGCUCUGAAGAUUGCUGUCUGUUAGCCCAUGCAGUGCUGGCCAAGCUGAAUGCAUUCAAAGCGGACAACCCCACCAUGGGAGAGGGCCCUGACAAAUCUCGCUCUCAGCUCCUGAUUGUGGAUCGGAGCUAUGAUGUAGUAUCUCCUCUUCUGCAUGAGCUUACUUUCCAGGCCAUGGCCUAUGACCUGCUUAACAUUGAGCAGGACACUUACAGAUACGAAUCUACGGGUAUCAGCGAUGCACGGGAAAAAGUGGUGCUUCUGGAUGAGGACGAUGACCUAUGGAUGCAGCUUCGACACAUGCACAUUGCUGAUGUAUCCAAGAAAGUGACUGAGCUCCUACGUACCUUUUGUGAGAGCAAGAGACUCACCACGGACAAGGCCAAUAUCAAGGACUUAUCGCAGAUCCUGAAGAAGAUGCCCCAGUAUCAGAAAGAGCUCAACAAGUAUUCCACACAUCUGCAUCUGGCAGAGGACUGUAUGAAUACCUUCAAGGGCACUGUGGAGAAGCUCUGUGGUGUGGAGCAGGACCUAGCCACAGGUACAGAUGUGGAUGGAGAGAAGGUCAAAAAUCCCAUGAAGAAUAUUGUGCCGAUUGUCCUGGAUCCCAGUGUUUCAGCAUUUGACAAAAUUCGAAUUAUCCUACUUUGCGUCUUUCUCCAGAAUGGCAUCAAUGAGGAGAACCUUAUGAAGCUCAUCCAGCAUGCCAACAUCCAGCAGGAGAGAGAUGUCCUCUACAACAUGCACUGCCUGGGUGCCCCCAUCAUGCCAGAGGACAGUGGGCAAAUGAAACCUGUGAGGAAAGUGAGGUUGGAACCCACCUACCAGCUCUCUCGAUGGAUCCCUGUUCUUAAGGACGUCAUGGAGGAUGCCAUUGAAGACAAGCUGGACAAGAAGUUGUGGCCUUACGUAUCUUGCCCUGCCCCGGGCCCCUGCUCUCAGGCUGCUGUGAGUGCCCGCUUUGGUCACUGGCACAAGACCAAGACAGCAACCGAGUACCGUACAGGACCCCGCCUCAUUUUCUACGUGGUAGGGGGAGUUACCAUGUCAGAGAUGCGCUGUGCCUAUGAAGUCACGGAGGCCACUGAUGGCAAGUGGGAGGUUCUGAUUGGCUCAUCCCACAUCCUGACACCCAAGCAGUUCCUGGAAGAUGUGCGUAACCUGACUGAGCAGACUCCACUGAAGUCCUAAGGGGAUCUCUGGCUCCUAAAGAGACUCGCUGACAGCAGCUCUACUUAUUUAUAUGCUGGGAUAAAGUUGUUCUCAACCAGA
This is a messenger RNA of Euleptes europaea (tarantolino), 1856 nucleotides long. It is a transcript of the gene STXBP2, whose product is annotated as syntaxin binding protein 2. The transcript has 19 exons. The record is from RefSeq and is a predicted model, not a curated record. Gene Ontology annotation, cellular component: plasma membrane; secretory granule. NCBI's taxonomy places the organism in Eukaryota, Metazoa, Chordata, Lepidosauria, Squamata, Sphaerodactylidae. Bases 6 to 1775 code for a protein of 589 amino acids. Gene Ontology annotation, molecular function: syntaxin-3 binding. Gene Ontology annotation, biological process: intracellular protein transport; vesicle-mediated transport; neurotransmitter secretion.